Egretta garzetta (little egret) is the source of this 3137-nucleotide messenger RNA. Its product is annotated as COMM domain-containing protein 5. The coding region runs from base 207 to 617 and encodes 136 amino acids. The transcript has 7 exons. NCBI's taxonomy places the organism in Eukaryota, Metazoa, Chordata, Aves, Pelecaniformes, Ardeidae. Gene Ontology annotation, cellular component: nucleus. The record is from RefSeq and is a predicted model, not a curated record.
AACAGCUUGCAGGACAGUGUUUUUUCCUUUAAAGGUUCGGUAGUCUGAAGGCAUGAUGGAUUUCAACAGAGUAGAUCUAAAUUGCUCUGGCACUGGCACCAGUCACUGUUAAUGCGUUGGAAGGAAAAGACUGCAAGGAAUCUGUCAAGCUGAUUGCAGAAAGCACUAAUCUCUCAGAAGAGCAGCUUGCUUUCCUCAUUUCUGGCAUGUAUACCCUUCUCCGAGAAGCAUUGAGACUCCCCUUAUCAACUUUAAAACAAGAAGUUUUUAAGGAAGACCUAAAGGAGCUCAGGAUACCAGAAGAUUUCAUCGUGGACUUUUCCAGUAUAGUCUUUGGUAACAGGCGUCCUGCUUCCGAAAGCACAGCUCUGAUACAAGGAAGUAGGCUGCCCGGUGUCCAGGACUUCAAGUGGAGAGUGGACGUAGCUAUAUCCACGAGUUCACUGGCCCGUGCACUUCAACCAUCCAUUUUAAUGAUGAUGAAGCUUUCAGAUGGGACAGCUCAUCGCUUUGAAGUACCAGUUGCAAAGUUUCAAGAACUGAGAUACAAUGUUGCCCUUAUACUGAAGGAAAUGAAUGAUUUGGAGAAGAGGAGCAUAUUGAAGAUCCAGGACUGAACACUUAAAUUGGGAGUUUAUAGAACAGAUCUGAAACCCUCAGCGUGUUUUUGUGAAUGACAGAGCAGGGGACCAUCACCGCUUUGCCUGUCUGAACUGCAGUGUAGCAUUUAUGAUGUCUGCUGUAAAUAUUUUUUUGAUUCAAGUGUUAAAAGCACAAGCUCUUUUCAUAAGAAUUAAGGAAAACCAAAAAAUAUAUCUAUGAAAAAGUAUAAUGCUGUUUGCGAGCAUUUUUGCAUGAUUCAUCAAAACAUUUUUUAAAUAACUGUCUUAAUAGAUGUAAGAGUCAUUUAUUUCUGAUUAUGAUUCAUCACUCUAAAUAUUUUUGAAAGCCUGCCACCGGAAGACCCAUCAUUGUGUAUCAUAAGAAAGCUCUGCAAUAUCUCAAAUAAAAAAUAAAAUUAAAAACCCACUCCUGUGCCCUAGUAUGACAAAUGUGAACUUGAGUUUUGCAUAAGUAAAAUUGCUGUCUGGCUUCUCACUAAGUGACUGAGGUAUAGCCACAGGUAUUUAAAGGCUGAUUUUGAAGAAAAUUGGAAGUCUGUGGAUCAAGAAAGAAGUAUCAACUGAGCUUCUGGAACUAAUUCCAUGGAAUUGCAGAAGUGGAAAGGUGCAAUCUCAGUCUUUACCUGGUUGAUCAGAAUGGGCUAAAUAGGAGUAAUUGCACAGAUUUCUCACGGGGAAAUGCCUGCCUCUUGAUUCAUGUAUUCCCUAUAUGUUUGAUGUGAAAUGAAUCAUCUUGAUUUACUGCUGGGCAGAAACUUCUGGCACUGCGAUGGCAGCGAACAGCAGGAGGCCUUGUAGACCACUGCAGCUAUAUACUCCUUGAUAGUGCAAGUCAGACCCCAGGAUGAAGAGGCUGCAUAUAGUCUCUGGGAUGAAAGUCACAGGUAUGCGGGUAUCUAAGCCCCCUGGUCAGGAAAAGAGUUAGGCAUAGGCUGAAGUUCCCUGAACUGGUCAGGCAGUUAGACUGGAUGAUCCUUGUAGGUCCCUUCCAACUGAAAUACUCUGUUCUAUUCUAAGAUACUCCUUUGCCCCAUGAGCAAACCUUGGAAGAACUCCCUUAACUUGAAGCAUAUGUUUUAAGUCUCUUUUAAACGCCGUGGGACCACAAGUAUGUCCCUAGAAGUCUUGCCAAGAAGGGAUGCAUUCCUCAAUCAUUGCCUGCAUGAGUUUUCCCCCAGCAGCAAAGAUACGGAGGCUGUGAGCAACGGCCCAAAGAGAGCGCAGGCCGUGGGUCCUGGAACUGUAGGAUUUGUCUGGCUGUCAGAGGUAGUUUAGAAAGCACGUGCCACUACCAUUGUUAAGCACUGGCUUAUUCUAGCUGCUUUCAGGGUUUCUACCUCAGUAAUACCACCCAUACGUCUCACUUUCAUUCUUUUGUGAUUGUAGAACUUGGCCUUUAUCAUCCUCACUCCCCGCAGAAAACUGCUGAAAUUAAAAUUGUGGAUUCCGGAGGCCUUUUACACUCCCACAGAUGUUUGUGUAGGAAAGGAUGACUUGGUUCUUGGAUUUUAAGAAUCACAACAGGCAUAACAAGACCUCGUCAUACUUUUCUAAAGUACAAUCUAAAGACAGCUACAUAGCUGUGGUCCAGAAAGCUUUUAAAACCUGUGCAGGAAUGUGUCCUGUAGUUUCAAAUAAACCUAUCGGCCAUGAUUUCAAACUGUUUGAAAGCUGCGUGUCCCAUUUGCUUUGAAGACUACUCAUCAAUAACUUCUGGGUUUGAUCCGUGCUGCAUCUUAGCUACUGUGUUCAGGUCACACCAAAGCAUGUAAGAGGAAUUGGCUCCUGUCACUUCAAGUGGACUGCAGACUGCAUUAAUGUGAUUUCUUUCUGGUUUUACUUAGUGAAGCUUGUUCACCUUCUUUCUGGAAUUACAUCAUCACAAGCUGUGAAACAAAACCUACAUUCUUAUGUUCCUUGCUAUAACCUUUCCUUUUGGAUUGUUUAGGUUUACGUGGUUUCAAACGGGACAGGUAUCUCAACUGAGACCAUAAGUGAAGUCCUCUCAGACAAACAGAACACUGUAUGGGUGUAAAAUUGCUCAAGACAUUUGCAAAGUAUUUUUUUACUGGUCAGAGUAGAAAAAUCCAUAAAUACCUUUACCUUCUAGACAGAAUACAGAAUUCAGGUUUCUCCUGUCAUAGCAGUUGCCCAUGUUUUCCAGAAAUGGAGAGGCUUCCUGACUGUCUUCCUCAUGUUCUCCUCAAGGGGUGAUGGACCUCUUAGUCACAAGUUUGUCUUGCCAUACCUUAAGCAGUUUACUGUAACUGGAGGUUCACCAAGCACACUGAGGGGUACUUACACACAGGAUUUUCAUUCCUCUGUACUUAAAAGAAGAGUUAAUUUGGGCUUUCCUUCUGACGGAUUAGCUUUGCAGUAGAACAGCGGUUGUCACCAAAAUGGCUAGUGGAUGGUUCCUCUGGUUUGGUAAAAUACAAGCCUUCAAAUUAUUGUUAGGUUUCUCAGAACUUCAUGGUGAAUUAUGUGUUAAAUAUUUGUUCGACACUGAAGUAU